Messenger RNA from Colletotrichum paranaense, 324 nucleotides. RefSeq lists its product as uncharacterized. Bases 1 to 324 code for a protein of 107 amino acids. Lineage: Eukaryota; Fungi; Ascomycota; Sordariomycetes; Glomerellales; Glomerellaceae. The record is from RefSeq and is a predicted model, not a curated record. The transcript has a single exon.
AUGGAUCAAGGUGAACGAGAACGAAAUGCAGCAUCCAAUAGAUCCAUUCUCAUACGUCCUCUCUCUCGCAACUGCACAGAUACGGUGCGGUGCUUCUUUUGCCUGCCGCGAACUCCCCUACCCCAGUGGAGUUUUCCUCUCCCCAUCUGCGCGUUCGCACUUCUACCCGAACAUCGACGUCACCAAUACAACCAGAAAGCGCCCCCAACUGUCAACCAGAAACCCUUUUCAACAAUGACCUCGUCUCGAGGGCCAAAGCUUCAAUAUGAGCCACUUACUCGCAGCCUUCUGCUUCCCAGGCUGUUUGUCUCACAACAGCUCUGA